Messenger RNA from Purpureocillium takamizusanense, 4517 nucleotides. RefSeq lists its product as uncharacterized. The transcript is spliced from 4 exons. Bases 2036 to 4000 code for a protein of 654 amino acids. The record is from RefSeq and is a predicted model, not a curated record. Lineage: Eukaryota; Fungi; Ascomycota; Sordariomycetes; Hypocreales; Ophiocordycipitaceae.
UUUUGAUUGCCUCCACGACCGCUCUGCCUGGUCCCGCCGCCCACACCCCCCCAUCCGCUCACUCGUCCUGGUCGGCUCGUCCGGUCGGUCGGUCGUUGGCAACGAACCCAAGUGAGGAGAGGUGAGCAAGCGGCGGUGGUGCCUCUUUUGGUGACCUUCUGACACCAUGAGACUUGCCCCUCUGCCCCUUCAUCUGCGCCGCAUCCCGCUGGCCUGGGCCCCAAGCAUUCCCAGCUGUUGCUCUACCUUCUCCUCCUCGCACUGCUGGCCGUGGUUGUCCUCCUCCUUUUCAUCAUCACCAGUGCCAUCCUCCCCGCCAUCGUCGCUGUAGUCUGGCCUCAACAAUCGACGACGCCGUUCCUCCGCCAUCGCCUGCGCCUACUCAUUGUCAUUGCGUCGUUACGGCUCCGCGUACGUAUCUGGAAGCUCAAAGGCCUUGGCUGGGCCUCUGCAAGCUCUGCCUGUUCCGCCUCGGCGUCUGCAUCCGCAUUUGGGCCUACCUUGAUACGCCUGCGCCUGCGCCUCAUGCUGCUACCCCGUUGGUGACUCUCGUGCUAUUGUGCUCCCCUCCUCUUAUUGUUGUAUCGGCCGCACCACCUAUUCUCGUCUGGGCCCAUCUCCUACUACUUUGUCGGCCGUCUGUCCCGCGAUCUGCCCCGUCGUCGUCACAUCGCCCAGCUGGUCGGCUGACCGUACCGUGUCCAUCUCUGCGGCUUCCACAGGACUGCCACAUUCUCGUUGGAAUCCGUAUCGUCACCGGCACCGGCUCCGGCACCAGCACCAACCUCGCCUCCACCUCGUCCUCCGUACGCCAUCGCUCGGCCGUCACAUUCAGCCCGCCACGGAUUGGAAGCCUCUCCGCAGCAUUCUCCUUUGCCCGCCACAUCUCCUCCCCCGUCUUCUCCUUCGUCUUCCUCUCUUUCUCUUCCGUCUGUACCGCCGCUUGGCUCUGGUGCUAUCCUAUCCGCCUCUUCGCUUCUCUUUGGGCUCCGAGGAGAUUGCGCCAAAGCAAGUGGCUCGCUUGUUUGCCUGUUGGGUGGACCGUUGGCCGCCUCACUCGUCCGCCCUGCCCUUACCUGCGCCCUUUGCUGGCACUUCCACCCUCGGUCGGACUCCUGCCCUCGCUGUCGUCGGCGCUGUCUUUGAUACCCUUUCCGAGCUGGCAUCGGUGCCGCGCAAACCAAGCCAGAGAGGCGGCCCUACCCAGGACUCCCGGGACGGACCGAUGCCCAAACCUGCGUUUAUGUCCAAGGUCGAGCAGUGACGCUGCCGCACAUCCUCCUCAGGAGCGAACGAUACGGUCUCGCCACGCUCGCAGCGACGAGCCAGCCUGUGGCGGAGACUUCAACGACAGUUCCCUGUGUGCUGCUGGCAGCGACAUCACGGCCCCGUCGGCUGCUUGACGGCUGUUCCUCCGCUGCUACGAGGUGCCAAGUCUUGCUCUUGCCAACAUUUGCCUCGAGUCCCUCCUUCCCUCCCGAUCUCCCUACCUUACUCCUCUGUGCGUCAUCUCUAUCUUUCGCCAGAGCUCCAUCUUGACCCCCCCUCCAAUACUUCACCCGCACCUCUCAACUGCGGCCUCGCGUCACGUCGUCAGUCCCCCGAUCCCGUUGAGACACCUGCUCCACGCCGCCUUUCCGUCGCUCGUUUGUGCGUCUGUUACCCCUGCUGCCCUCACCUGGUUAUUCCCAUGAGGGGCUCGUUCUCACCCUGUGGCCGCAGCGUACCUACCGGAGAUCAUAUUGACUAGCCUCGCGGACGGACCUUAGACGUGACCAAGGGCCUCCCAGCGACGACAACAGAACUAGAGCCAGUAUUUCUAGACAUAAAUUUUGUGGCGCAAGGACGGACAAGAUUGACCUCGAUUCAAUCCGCCCUCGACCCGAGUUACCUGGCGGCAGCACAGCCAAGUGACGAGUGCGCGGCAGCAGGACCAGCUUCAUUGAUAGCACGACAGCUCCGUCAGCCUCCUGGAAGCGUGCCCAGCCGCCUCAUAGGGUGAGAUAUCGGUCGGCCGACCUGAAGUGCGGAUGCGAUGGACCCCAUCAACUACAUGUCGCAGAGCUCGCAACAGCUGUCGCCUCGUAGCGACCCGGUCCACGGCCAUGGUGCUUGGUUAGCGCAGACGCACCACUCCAUGGGCGGUCCGUGGCCGCCUCCUAAUCCUCAUUACCUACCGUCACCGCAGCCGAGCCGUGGACUUCCUGGCUUGGAUCCCUUCCACGUCGGCAUGCAAGGGACGUUGCCUCAUCCAGAUCGCAGCCUUCGAACGCCAACGACGAUGCCGCUGCCCAACACCUUGCUUGGCCUGGCAUCACUGUCGCAGAACCAGACGUGGAUCCCCGCGGCGCCUCCAUACCCCGGCGGUCCCGCGAGUGCAGGCACGGCAGGCCACGGACUUCCACCUGUCGGCUUCAUAGCCCGCAUGGGCGGAUCCGAACCCGAGGGCGGCCGGCCGCCUGGCUCGGGGCCGUUGUCAGCAGACGAGCACCGGGGCUUCGUGGACGUGCUUUCAGGCACAAACCCCGUACCUACGGCGCCAAUGCAGCAGCGGUUGCAGACGACGGCAUCGCGCGAUGAAGUUGCUGCUGCAAACGCGAGUGCAGGCGCUGUGCAAGGUGCGACACCGGAAGCGCGGCUGCCGCUGCAGUUCAACCCCGGCGGGCACCAGCGUCCCUUGAUAGCAAACGGAUCCUCCGCGUCGGCGACGCAAGUAGUGAAUCAUCAAUAUCAACACCAAGCUUUGCCCCAACCCCAGCCUCACCACCCCCCACGCCAACGUCUACACAACCGCCAACAUCACUCUUUACCCUUCGACCAAACCACUCCUCCGCGCCGCGCCACUGCCCACGGCAGCUCGUCGCCUACCACGCCGCCGUCGCCAAACACGCCACGUCCCCAUCAUUCGGGGCGAGCCACAUUUCUCGCAACAUCGCUCUCGACACCACGCAACUCGUCAGCCCUUCCAUCGCCAGUUUCAGACCGGCGUCGACAGGGAUAUUCGCGAGCCCGCCGGUACAUGAGCUCACGACACGCCGCCGCUUCCGAUCCUGUCCAGAACCUCACCGACUUUGUGGAAAUGGCCGACCACUCACGACAGGCAUUGUCGGAGUCUAGCAGCUCAGGGCUGUCUCGUGGCGGCAACAAUCCGAUGUUCGACGACGCAGCAUCCGUUCGACAGGCCCAACUCGCUCGCGGAGCAGAGGUCAAGUUGAUCGCCUCUCGAGCGGCACUGAGAACUCUGCAAUCCGUGGAUAAGAAUGAUCUGCCCAAGAGCGAGCAAGUAUGCGUCAUAUGCUACAACGAGUACAACGAGAUGAGCCCGGAGGGCGUUUCAGAGGCACCUCUUCGCUUACCACGAUGUAAGCAUGUGUUCGGCGACCACUGCAUCAAAAAAUGGUUCGAAGAGUCGGACAGCUGUCCGUACUGCCGCGACAAGCUGCCCUCGGAACCCAAAAAUUCGCAAGGUACUGCUCGCGCAUUUAUGAACCUGAUGAGGUUGCGCGGACUGCAGCCGAGCGAGCUGGAGGAGAAUCUCUACAGGAGAGCCCUGUCAGGGUCGGUGGCGGAUGCAGAGUUCGGGGAGUACGUCCACAGCAUGAGACCGCAGGCAUUUGUCCAUGAGAGACGCUCCCCUCCCGACGACGCUACCGGGCAGGACCAACGACGAACCAGGAGGCGUCGACGAAGUCCCAGCCCCCACGGCGCUCUCGAGGGGGUAGCAGGCAACAACGUCACGGAGGCCCCAGCGCAUUCCCCGGAGGCGGUGGUAGAUCUAGGCGGCGAUGAGGAUUCGACGCCCUCGGUGGCCUACAUGCGACACAUCAUGGUGCUGAUGGGUGAGGACGCGGUGCAGUCGUUGAACGGGGUCCGUCGACAAGGCAGCUCCACGACGGGAGGCGAUGCCGCUGGCGGGCACCAAGGGCAUGCCGGAGUCCCACCAUUCACUGCCUUUCACAAUCCGGGAGUCUGGAGUUCCAGCCAGCGUCGCCGCUGGUGAAAGAGAUACAGACGUUGUCGAUGAUGAGCACAGAGCGCAUCAGCAGGACGCAGCCACGCUACACGGGGCAGGUUGUUGGGUCGAUGGCGAGCGAGCAGGCAGCUGGAGACGACAUAAUUGCAAGCACACUGCGUACCGAACUACCAAGUAGGUGGUGGCGAAGCGUAUUGCCGGUGGAUGGAGGCUAUGGACGCUGGGUGGCAGCAAGGAAAGCUAGAGGGGCUGGCAAACUGAAGGCGGCUGUUCUUUAUUUUUCUCUUCCUUUAUUUUUCUCUUUUCUUUUCGUUUUUAGCCUCUCCCCGGCAUGCACUCAUGGAUGGCGCACUUGCAUCAGGGAAGGAUGAUGGCCGGGCACACGUCGUAGAUUGCGCGCCACAUUGUACUAAACCAUCUCUAAUAUUUUAGACGAGCACACUGAUGGCGGACGGCUGCUAUCGAGGGCACAUGAGGAUGGGGGUCGGGACAGGCGCAACACAGCGGCCCACUUGGGGGCCAGCGCAAAUUGAUGAGAUGAGAU